AUGGUACUAAUCGUCAUUGCAGGAAGAUCAAAUUGCCCCUUUUAUGCCAAAGCAGAGUUAUUAGCCGAUGAGUUAGCCAUGAAUUUGCCCAAUUUUAAGGUACACAAAAUUUCGAAACAUCCGUCCGAAUGGGAAGCUUGGCUAAGACAGACUUGUUUAGGUAUGGGAUUUGAGCAUGAUACCUCACCUAUAGUGUGGCGAGAGUUAGUUGAACGUGGUGGCGCCGGCAAACUUAUUGGCGAUUGUAAUGAUUUUCUAGAAUAUGUUGAAAGUUAUUAUCACUUCUCGUCAAGCAUGAUGAGUGAAGAAUUAACUGUUGUCGCUGAUGAAAACAUGGAAACUUUAGCUAAAGAUCUGGCAGAAGCUAAAAUAGUUAAAAGUUGGCCUUUAAGAGUAUGCAUAACUAAUGCGAGCAGUUCUUUAGUUUACAAUAUCGUCCUUAGCCUUGCUAAUGGUGAUGCUUUCGGAAAGAACGAAGAAUUAGAUUUGCGUUUAGUUGAUUCAGGUGAGAAUUUAGAAAAACUGCAUGGACUUGUCAUGGAACUAGAAGAUUUAGCUGGGCCUCUACUGAGAAAGAUAACAGCUACAGGCCAGUUAGACGUUGGAGUGAAAGAUGCUCAAGUAGUUAUUUUAACUGAUGGAAGCUCCAUUCCUAUUGAUGCUUCUGAUGAAGAUAAGCAAACCAUCAUUAAUGCGAAUAGAGCAAUUUAUCAAGACUACGGUCCAGUUAUAGAAGAGGGCAUAGACAAAGAUGGAAUUAUAUUUAUUGGCGGUGAAGCCGCUAAUUAUCAGGCAUCAGUUUUAAGUAAAUAUGCCCCUAAGGUACCUAAGCGUAAAUUUAUUGCGUUGUCAUCCAGAUUACAGGAAAAUCGGGCAAAAUCUGUUCUCAGCAAUCGCUUGAAAGUUAAUUCAUCAAAAAUUAACAAUGUUAUUGUAUGGGGAAAUCCACAAAUAAAUCAAGUUAUAGAUGUUUCCAAAUCACAUGUAUAUGACUGCGACAGUGCAAUAAUGGGACCAGCAGAUUAUUCAAGAUCGGUUGUGGAAUUAGUUCAUGAUAAUAAGUGGAUAAACGGGACAUUUCAAGCUACUGUCAAAGAUAGACACGAAGAAAUUACUAAACUACGCCCAGGAGAGACGUCUAUUUCAAUUGCUAAUUCUAUUAUUGAACAAUUAUCCGAUUUUUGGCACGGAAAAAACGACGACAUAAUAACAUCAAUGUCGAUCAUUUCUGAAGGUUGGUAUGGUAUUCCGUACGGAAUUGCUUUCUCAUUUCCUGUCCAAUUGAAAGCUAGAGGUGAAUUGCAAGUAGUAACAGACUGGGGAUUAGAUGAGACGUUAAGAGGUAAAUUGGUUGCUAUAGGCAGAGAGUUAUUCAAAGUUUUAAACGCUUCGUCCGAGGCGCAAAGCAAAAAGCCGAAAAAGCUUCAUUUUAUGAUCUAG
Messenger RNA from Trichoplax adhaerens, 1440 nucleotides. RefSeq lists its product as uncharacterized. Gene Ontology annotation, biological process: oxaloacetate metabolic process; tricarboxylic acid cycle; malate metabolic process. The transcript is spliced from 2 exons. Gene Ontology annotation, molecular function: L-malate dehydrogenase (NAD+) activity. NCBI's taxonomy places the organism in Eukaryota, Metazoa, Placozoa, Uniplacotomia, Trichoplacea, Trichoplacidae. Bases 1 to 1440 code for a protein of 479 amino acids. The record is from RefSeq and is a predicted model, not a curated record.